This is a messenger RNA of Scomber japonicus (chub mackerel), 2156 nucleotides long. It is a transcript of the gene pdgfc, whose product is annotated as platelet derived growth factor c. Gene Ontology annotation, molecular function: platelet-derived growth factor receptor binding; growth factor activity. The transcript is spliced from 6 exons. The coding region runs from base 197 to 1228 and encodes 343 amino acids. Gene Ontology annotation, biological process: positive regulation of cell population proliferation; positive regulation of cell migration; positive regulation of protein autophosphorylation. NCBI's taxonomy places the organism in Eukaryota, Metazoa, Chordata, Actinopteri, Scombriformes, Scombridae. The record is from RefSeq and is a predicted model, not a curated record. Gene Ontology annotation, cellular component: membrane.
UGCCGUGAUUUAGGGAGAUAUAAAUUUCACUUUCUCCAGAACGACUGGUGAUUAAGAUUAUGUGGAUUCUACUCUGCUUUUAUCCUCUCCAAAUGUGUCCAAAACAGCACUGGUGUCCUGUAAACGACGCCUGUGUGUGGUGAUACAGACAAUCCCGUCUACAGCGCCUUGUGAUCGCCAUCCACCACUCAUCCAAAUGAUCCUUCCAUUAUUAUUCCUUCUUGCAUCGCUUCUCCCACAAUAUGGCUCGGAAGCUGAAUCAAGUCAUGUCAGCAAAUUUCACCUUCCAAGCGUAAAGGAGCAAAACGGAGUGCAAGAAUCCCAACAGGAGAAGAUCAUAACAGUAUCUGGAGAGGGAAUGAUCCACAGCCCAGACUUUCCACACACUUAUCCCAGGAAUACAGUGUUGGUCUGGAGACUAGUGGCAUCAAGCAACAUGAAGAUCCAGCUCACCUUUGAUGAGAGGUUUGGUCUGGAGGACCCUGAAGAUGGAAUAUGCAAGUAUGAUUUUGUGGAGAUAGAAGAACCAACUGAAAAGACCGUCUUGGGUCGCUGGUGUGGGUCCCAGUCAGCACCAACUAGUCACAUUUCCAAAGGCAGUCAGAUCAGGAUCCGUUUCAUCUCUGAUGAGUACUUCCCCUCUGAACCAGGAUUCUGCAUCCGCUACUCCCUUCUGCCUGUGCAGAGUGUAUCAGAACCUGAAGUUCCUGCGGUGCUUCCUCCAACCCUGCAUGGAAUUGAUGAGUUGUCAGACGCUGUGGCAGAGCUGGGCACUGUGGAGGAGGUCAUGAAGUACUUGGAGCCAGAGCGAUGGCAGUUGGAUAUAGAGGAGUUGUACAAACCCUCAUGGCAUGCACUGGGGAAAUCCUUCAUCCAUAAUAAGAAAGCCAAAGGAGGAGCUGAUCUCAACAUGUUGAGGGAGGAAGUUCGACUGUACAGUUGCACUCCACGCAACUUCUCUGUAUCCCUGCGUGAGGAGCUAAAGAGAACAGAUGCCAUUUUCUGGCCCAGCUGCCUACUGGUGCAGCGCUGUGGUGGAAACUGUGCCUGUUGCGCUCAUCGCUGCUACGACUGCCAAUGUGUUCCCGCAAGGGUCACCAAGAAAUACCAUGAGGUUCUACUGCUUAAACAUCGAAGCGGUGGCAGAGGCCUGCAGAAGUCCAUGACUGAUGUGGCCUUGGAGCACCAUGAGGAGUGUGCCUGUGUGUGUAAAGAUGACUGGGACUGACCUCAGACAUGUGUAAUAGCUGCCACUGGAAUCACACGGGACGUUAGAAAUGAACCUCCGCCACUGUUGCAAUGUUCUGUAUCUCAUCCACUUCCACUGGGAGCUAACAAGAUUCUCUUUUUUUAUCCUGUUGUCCUUUCGCUAAUUGGAUGAAGUAGAACAGACUGGAAUCUAAUAAAUCUGACUGAAUGGAUCUGACUGCUGAGGAAUACCAAUACUGUGCUCUGAGUGCAUUUUAGGGAGACAAAAAUUCACUGGAGCAGAUCUGGACUAUUACCUAUAUGCUCUGAAGACAAUUUUCGUCAGCUCCUCAGAGAUAAGAACUGUAUUUGGUGUUGAGGCAUUUUUGCCUCCUCUUCUUGAGAUUUUUUUUAAAGUUCAGCCAGCAUGGGCUGAAAGUGUUAUGGAAAAUGGGAGCUUCUUUGUUCAAGUACUAUUUUUAAAUGUCUAUAAGUGCGUUGGAUUCCUCUGCUCUUCUAUUAUUACCGUCAAACCAAAGAAAGGUGCCUUUUCAUGAGCAGUUUUUCUUUGCUUCACUCUUGUUUUACCACAAAUUUAAUCUGUGGUGAAACACAGCGACAGCAUUGCUGAACACCUCCCUAAUGAGACUGUAUCAUGUGUAAAUAUUUCAUUUAAAUUUCUUUUCCAUACCAUCGUGCCUUUUCUACCAAAGAGUCUCAAGCAGAAGUUGCACAUGUAGAAUCUGUUGGGUGUUGUUCAUCACGGCUCUGCAUCUAUCUCAGCAAUGCUUGUGUCAUGUCUGCUUGCUUCAGGAAUGCCUAGUUUUAAGCAGUUCUUGCUAUUUGAGAUUGUUCAUAUUAAGUAUUUAUUUGUUUAUUGAAAGGGAAAUUUAGGUCCAAAAUGCUGUUUGCUUGUGUCACUGUACAGUAAUAUUAGCCUCAAUUUUUAUUGUUAGUAAUUUUACAUU